This is a messenger RNA of Fusarium poae, 531 nucleotides long. RefSeq lists its product as uncharacterized. The transcript is spliced from 5 exons. NCBI's taxonomy places the organism in Eukaryota, Fungi, Ascomycota, Sordariomycetes, Hypocreales, Nectriaceae. Bases 1 to 531 code for a protein of 176 amino acids. The record is from RefSeq and is a predicted model, not a curated record.
AUGACAACAACUCGACGUCUGAAGACCCUUCGGCCUGCCAAGGACUUUGAGAUGGACCUUCUCGUUGAGCAAGACUCUGAGAACUACUCGGCGGUUGCUAGAUUCGACGGGACGAUGGGAACAGAACCAUUCUUUGUUCCACCACACUGGCACAAGCAUCACGAUGAAUACAUCACUGUUCUGGAAGGUCGCAUGACCGUGACACUUGAUGGGCGUGAGACAGUCUUGACUCCAGAGGCUGGAUCUAUUUUUAUUCCUCGCCGGACUGUUCACAGCUUUCGCGGAUUCCAUGGCGAAAAGACUGUAUUUGAAGAAAGGAACCAACCUGCGGGUAUUUACAAGGCACUGUUCUUCAACGAUGUGUUCCAGAUGGGAAAGUCUCCGAACUUUUGGCUGGCUGUAAGGUCGGCCAUUGACGGUGAUUUAUACGCCCAUUUGCCGCUUGGUAGCAAAUUGCUCGAUGAAUUAUUCAUCAUAGUCUUUGGAACCGUGGCGAGGUUAUUUGCUCCUGCAAAACCCAAGGCUCUCUAA